Cloeon dipterum is the source of this 1049-nucleotide messenger RNA. It is a transcript of the gene pasi1, whose product is annotated as pasiflora 1. NCBI's taxonomy places the organism in Eukaryota, Metazoa, Arthropoda, Insecta, Ephemeroptera, Baetidae. The transcript has 6 exons. The record is from RefSeq and is a predicted model, not a curated record. The coding region runs from base 129 to 638 and encodes 169 amino acids.
UUGGCGUUGGCAGCACUGGUUAAACAUAAACAAUUUUCUGUCGACGCCCAUGCCCAGCCCUGCAGGAAUCUUCAGUUAUUUUGAAGCUUUAAUCGCUAAAUUAUUUGAGAAAAUAAUCUUCGGGGAAAAUGCCGAUGCUGACUACUUGCUGGUCUCCGUUCAUAUGGAACAAUAAUGUGAAAACAGGCAGUUACGCUGUCGCAUUCUACACAGUGGCGACAAGCAUUAUAAUCAUCACAUGGACCAGUUUCGAGAUGAGUGGUGGAGACUCAAGCCACUUUUAUAUGCCUCUCUUUGAAACUGACGUAGAAGAUACCAUGCAACUCUACGGUGGACUGCUCAUCUUCUUCUUCCUGCUGAUGGUCGUUUUUAGCGUACUGAUGGUUAAAGGGAUUAAAGUCAACAACAGAGGCUACAUCCUGCCCUGGUUGUUUGGCAUGGCAUUUUUGAUCAUCCUGCAAUUUUUGCACGGUGUCUGGCUAAUUUACGGUUAUUACAUCUAUCUUCAAACUGUGGUAGCGUGCCUGGUACUAUAUUUUUGGAUGGGUUACAACAUUUACUGCUGGUUUUGUGUCCACUCCUACUACGCUAUCCUCAGAGAAAUGCAGUCGCCGAACAUUGUUCUCUUGUACCCAUAGGCUCUCCAGCUAGGAGCAAUUUCCUAGACCCACGCUACUUUAUAUCUUAAAAUUAUGUAAUAAGCUAUAUUUUAAUAGACUUCAAGCAUUUCCGUCCAAGAAACGCAAUUAAACUGAUCUUAGAAAGCACUUUUAUGUUGUAAGAAUCUCAAGAUAAGCAAACACGAGAUGGAAAAUUUCAUUUUAAAAUAACUGACUUGUAUAAGACACACACAUUACGAAGUGCGAAUGUUCGUUGAGAGACCAUGUUAGUUUAAUAUCUUAAAUAUAUUACUCAAGUAUAUUGGAACCAUUCCGUCCAGUGAAACACAGCUAUAAAUAUUUUUGUAAUGUCUACAAGAAGAAUUGUGUUUGUUACUUCAUGAAAUAAAGACAUUUUAAGAAACAUAAUUUCUUAAAAAAUAUGCACAA